This is a messenger RNA of Amphimedon queenslandica, 3352 nucleotides long. RefSeq lists its product as uncharacterized. The transcript has 13 exons. The record is from RefSeq and is a predicted model, not a curated record. Lineage: Eukaryota; Metazoa; Porifera; Demospongiae; Haplosclerida; Niphatidae. The coding region runs from base 185 to 1492 and encodes 435 amino acids.
CUACUGUUGCAAGUAUCACUAAUUGGUUGGUGAAGUCAAAACAAUACUAAAUAUUAUUAUUAAUAACUAGACAAAAGACCCAGUACAUUACUUAUACACACACAAAAGGAUAAAGACUCCUUUAUAAUAACUAUAAGGUUACACACACCUCCAGUCUUGUAACUGUAUCUCUCUCUCCCUCCUAAUGUCUCCUUUGAACCUAUUGAUCAGUGUCCUCUCCAUUUACUGCUUCACUGUUUCUUACUGUGCUUCAGAUGGUGCUAAUGUUACCAUAGUGACAGAUCCUCCUGGUCCAACCUAUCCAGCUGGUACUUGGAUCAGAUUCAAAUGUACACUCAAUGAAGUUCGUCAAGAACCAGUACUCCAUGAGUGGUACAGAGGCUGUUCUGGUACCAGUAAUGAAAGUAUGGGAAUGGAUCAGUUAAUAUCCAGUGGUCUAUCAUCAGUACUUGAUGUACCAGUUCUAUCAACCCCUUCAUUCUGUUGGGACACUGUCCACUGUAAAAUAGUAUCUAAUAAUAAUAACAAUGUAACCAUUGGGACCGGAACCAAGUACUUUGGGAAUAUUACUGGUUAUGGAUUGACGUAUAAUCUCCACCCAUUAAUUAACAACAGUAUAAUUGAAAUCAAUGACUCAACUGGUGAAAUCGGGACUCUUGCAUGUCACGGGAAUAUCCUGAAAUAUCCUAACUCCUCGUCUUGGAUACUACAUGACGAAACGCAGCUAUCAGAAUCCACUGAUGAGAUUACUAUUACCAAAAGAGGCAGCUCAUCGAUUUUCUCUUACAUAUCAUUGUUCAUAAACCUCACUGGUGAUGAAUUGAGUAGAUUCACUGGACGAUAUUCUUGUAUAAUGGAGGCUGAUGGAGGAAACAGUUCAAUAUUGAGUGUAUGGAUAUUAAGACAAGGAACAACAGUCCCUCCAUCAAUAGCUACUCACCACACUACCUCUCAGCCUCCGUUAACAUUAACUUGUAUAUUUACCGGUUCCUAUGGUAAUGUUAUCUGGUACAGAGAAGAUCAACCUAUUCCUCCUGCUAAUACUAGUACUGACAUUAUAAUUGAGACUAAUCUGAUAGAUGGACCAUAUCCAACUUAUUAUACACAACUUCAGUUCACGGACACUGUAGGAGACUUGGGCCAAUACAGGGGAGAGUACUACUGUGGAUUUGAGUCAUUACUCAUUGAUGAACUACCUGUACAUAAUAGAUAUGAAGUACGUCAUCAUUUCAUUUUGGAGUUUGUUGGUAGGAAUCUGAUAGUACCAUGUCCAUUAUCUGGUACUAAUAUAACGACUGUUGGUGCUACAGUUGGACCUAUGGAGGGUGAGGAUCUCAUUUUCAUUCCUGAUGGGCAGUAUGAGAAUGAGGAGCUGAGGAUUGUACUGGAACCUCUCACUGACCUGAGGCAUACUCAUACUUUCAGUUGUCAUGGUUAUGGGAGUGAUGGGAUCAGAGUAUAUUUCAAUUUCACUAUUGUAGCAAUAGGUUAAUGUGGUCCAUCAGUUGUUGUAUGCCCUCAGUAAUACUAGCUACUCUAACAGUCAGAGACAAAGCUGUGCUGCUCUACAGGCACUAAUGAAUGAGCUGAUAUCAGUUAGAGAAUUGGUACAAGUUAUGAUUGGAGACACUUUAUUUGAGAAAAUAAUAAAAAGUUCUCCAGAUGCUAUACCUGAAGUAUUAUCACUUGAUGAUGUUGAUAUAUUACUAGCUUCAAGUAACUUUAAAGAAUAAACAAUAAAAUACCUUUCAUUUUUAUUACAGUGUAGAUCUAUAUGGAUGUAGAUGUAAUGGUAUCAUGCAUGUAUAAAAAUACCAUUUUGGCUGACCAACAUGGCUCAAAGUAAUUUAGGUAAUUACAUAUCAAGGAUUUAUAGAGCCGUAGCUAAGUUAGGACACCUCUAUAAUCAGGACAGGUAGUUACUAAGUAUCAGUCCCAAUACAAUAUACACAGCCAAGAAUGUUAAUUAGACCCUAUCUGAAUCAUGAAUGAUUUCAAUUAUGACCCAGCUUGAUGGAUUUUGGGCAGCUUGCAAUCAGUGUAGUAUAAUACAACCCUGUCCAUGAUGAUUACUGAGCCAUGCUGGAGACUGGAGUACGGUCCUGGUUCAGCCAGAGCAACGGACAUGAGUCAACAUUGAUGUCAGUCAGGGCUGUAUCAAAAUAGUCACUUAGGGUUGAAUCAUUGAUUUUGAUAGUCUGAUUUUGGGUCGUGGUCUAUUAAUUUUUGUGACGGGAGAGCGGUGGAGCCGCUGUAUGCUGAGCUGCGCAGGACUACUACGAGACUAGCCGCUAAGGCUCAGCUUAGCCUGGAGGCCCUGGAUACUGGGCUCAGGCCCUCAGAAUGGCUAACAAGCAGCUAAAUAGUAACGUUAGGUUGGAUAUUACCGAUUUAAAAUCUAUUUUAAACAAGUUAAAUAAUUUGUCAAAAAAACGAUGGUUUGACUUUGGUUUGGAGGCUGGCCUUUAUCAGCCAACAUUGUUAGCCAUUGAAGCCGAUUAUCCUAAAGAUGUGAAAAGAUGUUUCCAACAAUGUGUGUCUUAUUGGUUAAAGGGAAGUGAUGGAGUCCAUGAGGAAGGAAAGCCGACAUGGCUGAGACUAAUGGAUAUAUUGACAGCAUUGGGUGAAAAUGAAUUAGUUGACACUAUCAGGAAUCAAGUAUUCCCUCCAAGUUCAUCUGCUGACAUGCACACUAGUGCGCAUUUUGUGCCUUCAAAAUUGAAAAAUGAAUAUUCAGACAUGAAUGACAAAUUUUCUAUCAUUUUGAAUGAUUUUGCUCAAGAAGUUAUUAAAGGAAAUUUACUGGAUGAUUUCAAAGGGUUUUUAUUGGCAAGAUCCAAUCUCUCUGGAGAAAGGAAAUCUGAAAUCACAAAUGUGUGCAACCCUCUUGAUCUAUUACCUUUACUUCGAAAAUAUUUCUUUCUUUACAAUUUUAGACCUAUAAGGUCUUUUGUCAAGAAACAUAAUUUGGUUUGUAACCACACACUCUUGGUUUUUUCUGACGAAAUUGAUGAGUUUUACAGGCAAAUUUUAGCUCAAGAUUUUGCAAAACAGGCCAUUGAAGACUAUAAAAGGGGAUACUGUGGGGAAAUAAUUUUAAAAGUUGUUUGGAAUUUGGAUAUUACACUAAAGGAGUUUCAAGACUUUCUUGCUGAAGCUUUUCACUCUCAUGGCAUGUUAAUAUUACUGAGGGUUGUAUCACAAAAUUGAGAAGUACAAACCAAAGGCUGUUGAUUGAAUUAAUUAUUAAGUGUUUUGUGAUCAAAAAUAUUUAAUUAUUUGUGAAUUGUUUCUGUUGUAUUAUGUUUUAAAUUUUAGUUUUAGUUAUUAGUACUCCUAUAAAGUCUACCAA